Messenger RNA from Gamsiella multidivaricata, 2692 nucleotides. RefSeq lists its product as uncharacterized. The transcript is spliced from 2 exons. Gene Ontology annotation, cellular component: endoplasmic reticulum-plasma membrane contact site; mitochondrion; cortical endoplasmic reticulum. The record is from RefSeq and is a predicted model, not a curated record. NCBI's taxonomy places the organism in Eukaryota, Fungi, Mortierellomycota, Mortierellomycetes, Mortierellales, Mortierellaceae. Gene Ontology annotation, molecular function: sterol binding; sterol transfer activity. Bases 127 to 2598 code for a protein of 823 amino acids. Gene Ontology annotation, biological process: intracellular sterol transport.
CACCACCGCCACCACCACCACCACCACUCUAUUGCUCAGGAGAAUACAGACCCAUCAUCUUUGAACCAUGCGACGAGUCAACAACGGCAGCCUUUAGAACCUAAGGGAACAGGGAGUCAAUCGCCGAUGCAGUCGGGAAACCUUCGAGCGAGGCGGCGGGUGACGAGGGCCUACUCUGUGGCAUCGAAUAGUACAUACUCUAGCCCAGAAGGCAUUAGCAGGCCCGCACCGAGUGAUUGCCGCGUUGCUCCUGCUGCUACAGAGUGGAAUGAAGGAGGAGUUGGAAGCACGAUUUGGAGGCCACAGGCAACGUCUGCACAGACAAACGCCGCUCUACAUGCGAUUCUGGACAAACAUGACCAUUACAAUCGGGAUUCAACUGUUCCGGGAUCGGGAACGAGACGAGGCAGUCACUCCACUUUGAGUAGCCGCGCGAUCACCGCGGUCAUCGGGAUGAAGCAGAGACAGCAGGAGCACGGUGAAUCGAGCAGCUCGGAUGAUACCUCGAUCCGCCCAGGAUGCAAACUCGCGAGUCGUUCGAUCCGGAGUGUGAACAGUAGUGAUGAGGGGCAUGAACGCUCUUCGGUCCAGGAUCUGACCACCGCAGCAGCACCUAUUCCAAUUCAGAAUUCGACAGGAGCCGGAGCAGGAACAGGAUCAGGGUCUAUUCAGAGGCCGAAAUUGUUCAAGUCGCCGACGCCGCCGCCGUCAUUGCUGUCGCCUUCGUUGACAACGACAAAAGUGUCGCAUUCUUCUUCGACGGUGCAUGGGGUCACACCCAGACAAGGAGGUUCGGCGGGGAUGGUCGUUCAUGUACGGAAGGAGAGUGGGGAGAAAAAUUUCGACGAGGAGGAUAUGACGACGGAAGUUCAGGCGAAGCAGACGUCGACUGUGUUCAGCUCAGGUGCUUCACAGCGUUCGUUCGUGUCGACGAUAACGGACCUUCCGAAUACUACUGGAUCCCCGGAUAUGAUCGUUGCGGUGGCGUCCUGUGGUUGUGAGAGGCAUUACAAGCAUGCGAUCCUAUCGACAGUGGUACCAAUACCGUUGGAGAAGUGUUUUGAGUUGCUGUUCUCGGGUCAGGGUGCCGGACUAGGGAAUGAACUUAUGGUCGAGACGAAGCGGGCGAUUGAUGGAUCUACGGAUGUGAAGACUACACCUUGGAUGAAAAAUGAUAGGGAGUGUUGUAUCGCGAGUCAGGAUACGUGGGAGGGUGCCAAUCGGCGGUUGGAAUACUCGAUUCCGUUCAAGGUUCCCAUGUUGGCCAGAGCAACAGCAUCCUGCGUCGAAACACAAGAGAUAUUACAAUACGAUGACCGAGUGAUCCGUGUGCAGACCGAGUCUCGACUGCCGUAUAUUCCCUUUGGCGAACAGUUCUCAACCCUUUGUCAGAUCUGCCUCCUACGGGAUCCAUCAAUGACAGGGAACACGCGGAUCAAAUGUUUUGUGGAGGUUCUGUUCCGGAAGACGAUCCUGUGGGGCAAUAAGAUCGAGGCCGCGUCCGUCGAGAGCGCGGAUGGGUUCCUCAAAGAAUUUAUUCGACGCCUCAUCGAGGUGCCCACGGAGGUCCUUCUCCCGGAGGAUGGAGAGGGAGCGAAGAGUGGCAUGGCCAACAUGAAUGUCACUCAGCCAGAGCUGAGUACGAGUCCAAGUUCGAGAAGUGUGAUGAGUGCUAAGCAGGAUGGAUUACCGGGAAUGAGCCCUGCGCAUGAAUUGCUUUCGCAGCAGUAUUCAAAGACCCUCUUGGUGGGUACCCGACGGACAAGACCGUCUAUGGAUUAUGUGAGGCCGCAUUCGGAUUCGGUGCUGUUGUCGAAGACUGUAACCUUGGACACAGUGACAGUGUCUGGGGAUCUGAAUAUCACCACCGCAGCGACAGUGAAGCCAAGUAAGCCGGCGGCGGCGAUCACAGCGGCAGCGGCGGUUGCACUAUGGGACCAGCUUGUAAGGAAGAGCAUCGUAAUCUUUGCAAAGCUGUCCGUCGACUCGAAUCAGGAUUCCAAUGCAGUCAAGACGGGCGCUGCAGGGCCAGAUAAUGCCACACAGGAAUCGGUCUCGAAGCCGGCAGGGGAUUCGUCGGUCGAUCAGUCGGGGGAAGCCGGUGUGGCGGAUGAGGAUGAUAAGUUGGCCCAGGAUUCUGCUGCGCUCUCUCCCUCCGCUGAAGAUGCUCGGGAUCUUACAGCACAACCUUCUAAAUUGUCCGCCGAGAAAACACACGUUCGAGGCCGUAUACUUCCACGAAUGGUCCUGGUGAUGCUUGCGUUGGGAAUGACCGUCUUCCUCGUGAAUGUCUGGCGUCUCUUCAAUGUGACGUCGUCGAUGCUCCAUGUCGUCAGCAUGAAUCAGGACCAUAGCCGCUUCCUCAGCAGCAACGGUAACAGCAAUGUCGAAGGCGAAGCACUGGGCUCGCGGUUUGGAGGAAUGUUGGCAAUAAGACAGUUGCAGACCCAGGCGACAUUGAUUCCGAUUCAGAUACAGACAGAGAUGCUAAAGGCCGAAAUCUCGGAGCUCGUGGGGCUCUUGGAACAGGCGCGAGAUGUUUGGCAGGAGACUCAAGAGCAAUUCCCAGUGCGGGAAGAACUCUCGGGCGGACUCUGAGACUCUUUUUUUGAUGUAUUUUUAAUUAUAUUUAUAUUCAUAAUGAUAAUAAAAAAAAAGAGGGCCAAGCUGACCUACUGCUCGAGUACGUUGC